AUGGAAGAUCCAUCAAGCGAUAGUGGGCAAUCAGCAAACGGCGCUGAGCCUGAGCUGGACCCCAUGAAAUUGUAUGACAAUGAAGAGAGCAGAUCCCAUACCGUGGAUGAUUCAAAUGGACAGUCUUCUAUGGAUGUUGACAGAAAACAGCUUUCUGUGGAUGCUGAUAUGAAUGAGAAACCAUCCUUGGAUGGUGAUGGUAAGGGAAAGUACUCCGAGUCACAUGCAGAAGUUCCAAUUGACAUGAGCUUGGGAAGCCUAGAGAGGUUCUGCAAGGAAGCAUCAAGGUCAUUUUUUGAUGAGGUUGGUCUGAUUAGCCAUCAGAUAAAUUCCUACAACGAGUUUGUCUCGCAUGGGCUCCAGGAGCUAUUUGAUUCGCUUGGAGAAGUGAUUGUCGAGCCAGGUUAUGAUUCCUCAAAGAAAGGAACUGUUGGUGGUUGGAGGCGUGCCGUCAUCAGGUUUGGCAGAGUGAAACUGGAAAAGCCUGUAUUUUGGUCUGGCAAAGAUGAUAUUGAUGAGGAGUCACUUAAGCUGAAGCCUAGACAUGCUCGCCUCCAAAAUAUGACAUAUUCCUCCAAAAUGGGAGUAGAAGUGCAUAUUCAGAUUUAUUCUAUGGAGAAAAGUGACAAGUCUAAAACAGAGAAUGAUGUUUUUGGUCACAAGAGGGUUCUUAUGGAUGAAACUCAUCUGGUGUCUAUUGGCCACCUUCCAGUCAUGGUUAAUUCAAAUUUAUGCUGGUUGCAUGAACUCAAGGAAAGUGACUGCCUUUUUGAUUCUGGUGGAUACUUUUUGAUCAGGGGAAUGGAGAAGGUAUAAUUCUAUUGAUCUCUCUU
Molecule: messenger RNA, 833 nt
Organism: Hordeum vulgare subsp. vulgare (domesticated barley)
Lineage: Eukaryota; Viridiplantae; Streptophyta; Magnoliopsida; Poales; Poaceae
Product: DNA-directed RNA polymerases IV and V subunit 2-like
Exons: 2
Coding region: 1-816 (271 amino acids)
Biological process (GO): DNA-templated transcription
Cellular component (GO): RNA polymerase II, core complex
Molecular function (GO): DNA binding; ribonucleoside binding; DNA-directed RNA polymerase activity
Source: RefSeq, a predicted model, not a curated record